ACCAGUCGGAGAGCCGUUGAGAGGUCGUGAGAAAAACGCACUGGGGAUUGUGCGCUGGAAAAACGCAGAUAUUAAUUUUAUUUAAAACAUAAAAGUGCACAAUUAUUGCAAGUUAAUAAGUUGGUGAGCAGGCCGAUGCAAUAAUUACAGCAACAAACACACAAAAUAAGUGAAACAAACACGUAGAACGCGACAAAGCGCAGAAGACAAAAUAGGCGAGGACGUCAGCGGCGACGUCGACGUCAACAAAAUGUAUACAACAGCGUUGCAGGCAGAGGAGCUGCAUUGAAACAGAGACACAGAAACUGUUGCUACCAGAACGGGGAAUAUAUAGUAGACAGUUUAUACUUACAAACAUAUAUAGGUUAUAUAUAGUUGGCUAUAUAAAUGCAAACUGUUGCUGUGCGAGUGAGAGAGCGAGAGAGUGUUAGAAAAAUGAGCUACGCUAAGGGGGAGCGCGGCUGCAGCGCUUACAGCCAGAAUCUGGAUCAUGCACUCAGCAGCCGCGAGCGGCAGAGCGAGCAACUGCGUCUCAAUCCGGAGUACAGCAUAUUCAGGCAGCGCCUGCACGCAGCCGAGAAUCUAUAUCAUCGCAAUCUGGAUGGACAUUUUGGUUGUGUGAAUGCGCUGGAGUUUAGCCAUGGUGGGCAGUUCUUGGCUUCAGGUGGCGAUGACAAGCGCGUGCUGCUGUGGCAUGUGGAUCAAAUGCUGGCCAAUGUGGGUGAAGUGGAGCCCAUUGCCAUGUACGGCGAGCAUGCCAGCAAUAUAUUCUGUCUGGGCUUUGAUACAACCAACAGCUAUGUGUUCUCUGGUGGCAACGAUGAUUUGGUUAUACAACAUGAUCUGCCCACCGGCAAGAACCUCAACUAUCUGCCACAUGAUGGGCCCGUCUAUGGACUCAGCGUAGAUCGCACCAGCACCAAUUUGUUUAGCGUAGCCACCGAGCAUGGUGAAAUUUUAGUAUAUGAUUUACGCAUUGGCAAGACUGAACCUUUGGCCAUUGCCAAAUAUCGCACACCCUUCAAUGCCGUCGAAUUUCAUCCGCUUAACGGUCACUUUCUGGCCACUGCCAAUGCCAAGCGUGGCGCUCAGCUCUGGGACUUGCGUCAUCAUGCGCAACCAAUUUGCCAGUACAACUACAUACCCGAAUCUCCCAGCUGCAUGAGCGUGCGCUUCAAUUGCAAUGGCAGCUUAUUACUCACCUUGCAUCGACGUCUGCCCCCCAUACUCUAUAACCCGAGCUCACCCGAACCUGUGGCCUGCUUCUUUCAUGAUGAAUACUUUAACAGCUGCACUAUGAAGAGCUGCACCUUUGCUGGCCCACAGGAUGAGUUGCUGGUCUCGGGCUCGGACAACUUUAACAUGUAUAUGUGGCGACUGGAGGGCGUGGACUUGGAGCGCAGGAAUCAAUGGAUGGAGGUACCACCUGUUAUACUCACCGGACAUCGUUCCAUAGUCAAUCAAGUGCGCUACAAUCGCGAGCGCUGUCUGCUAGCCUCCUCGGGCGUGGAGAAGAUCAUCAAGCUCUGGAGUCCCUUUGCUCAGCAGGGCUGGCAGGGCAGCUUGCUGCAGCCGCCCGAGACUUCCUAUUGCACGCGUACGCUGCAUCGCAACGCCUCGGAUAAUGUUUCCCAAGACUUUACCAUGCGCAACAUGGAGGAGGAUCAGGUUAUGCUCGCCUUCUUCGAUACGCUCGUGCAGCGCGAGCUGGAAACCUGGCACAGCAACAGCAGCAAUGGCAAUGGCUAUCAAACGGGCAGCAGCGACAGCAGCUCCAGCUCCAGCACAGAGCACACCGACAGCAGCACAGAGUCCGAGGAGGACAGCGAGGGGGAUACGCCCAAUGUAAGCGAGCUCAGCUGGCAAACGCAUCCCAAUCGCAUAUUCUAUUUGAUUGCCAAGAAGCGACGCGCAUUGAUACAGCUUGCGGUGAAAAGCACCGGCGGUCAGCAGCGCAAGGUGGAGCAGUUGCUGGCACGGCUGAUGGGCGAGCAGCGUCACGUGGCCACUCAGGCGCGCAUUACCGAAUGGCUAGAGGAAACGCAUCGACGCUUUACCGAUGAUGAGCUGCCCACCACUUCAGCGGAGGCGGCCGCCAGGGAACGCAUUCGUCGCAUGCAGAGCUUACAGUCCACCAGUCGUUCGGUGCGCCACAACACCGAGCAGUGCAUGAUUGGUUCACUUCAGGUUAACAUUAAUCGCCUGGAGCAGAAGCGUAAACUGAUGCAGCUACGCUAUGCGGCCAUCAAGCGUCGUCGCAUACGCUCCAUGCGACGUCUGCGUCGCUAUGAACUGCAGGAUGAGAACACCAGCGACUGCUUGGAGGCUGAUGGCGAGCUGGCUACAACUAAUGGCAACAGCGAUGUGGCCGCUGAUAAUGAUGAUAACGAUACGUCCAACACCUCAAUGGAGGCGCAGCUUUCGCAAGCGCCCAGCACUUCAAGUCGCUAUGUUUUGGAAUCAGAGUCUGAAAACAACAACAACAAUAAUAAUAAUAAUAAAGUUGGCAAUAGCAUGGCCACUUCAUCAUCCACAUCCUCAUCAAAUCAAGCAAAUAUCUAGAUGUUAGCAUUAAUACAAAAUCUGUUUAGAAGUUUACUAAUCCAAGUCCCAGCAGCGCUUGUUGAAUUUCAUUUAUCUGCGAUUUUUUUGUUUUUUAAUUUAAGUUGGCAAAUAUUUAUAUUUGUUUAAGUAUU
Drosophila busckii is the source of this 2696-nucleotide messenger RNA. RefSeq names its product DDB1- and CUL4-associated factor 5. The coding region runs from base 388 to 2562 and encodes 724 amino acids. The record is from RefSeq and is a predicted model, not a curated record. The transcript has 7 exons. Gene Ontology annotation, biological process: negative regulation of fatty acid biosynthetic process. Gene Ontology annotation, cellular component: Cul4-RING E3 ubiquitin ligase complex; cytoplasm. NCBI's taxonomy places the organism in Eukaryota, Metazoa, Arthropoda, Insecta, Diptera, Drosophilidae. Gene Ontology annotation, molecular function: protein binding.